Cylicostephanus goldi is the source of this 201-nucleotide messenger RNA. Lineage: Eukaryota; Metazoa; Nematoda; Chromadorea; Rhabditida; Strongylidae. The record is from the annotation of a GenBank genome assembly.
AUGCAUACGGCUGUUAAACUGAACGAAUUGAUGAAGGACAAGUCAGCAGAUUGCCAAUUAUUGAUUGUCAACUUGCCAGGUCCACCUGAUCAAGACUCGGACAUAUACUAUAUGGAGUUUAUCGAAGCAUUGACAGAAGGUUUAAAGCGUGUGCUACUUGUACGAGGUACUGGAGCUGAAGUGGUUACGAUUUACUCGUAA